ACAACACACGCAACAUUAAAAAAAAGACCAUAAACUAUUAUGCAUUGCUUUAAAACGAGAAACGUGAAUUCAAGAAACAAAACAUUGUGCAUACAAGAGACAGAUAAUGGGAACUAACGAAAUUGAAGUAGUUUCUUCAGAACUCAUUGAAAGGGUACCUCACCACAACAAUGGUUCACUUAACAGAAGAAAAACAAAGUCAAACUCAGUUAUAUCUCCGGAACUGGAACAAGAUGAUGAAGAUGAUGAUGAUGAUGAAGGUUUUGCUGAAGCAACUUUCGUUCUUCAAGGUGACUCUGUUACUUUAGAGAGUGUUAAACCUGUUACUGAUAAUGGAGAAAUUGGCAAACUAGAGAAGAAAAGAUCUUUUGGUGUUUCGGUUGUGAAAACUGCUUCUUUUCAUUUGAAGCGUUUAGCUGCUUUUUCUAAAGUGAAGAAGUAUGAUAGGACUGAUUCUGCAGCUUUUCAUGCUCUCAAGAAAUUCAAGUUUAUCACUGUUGCUAAAACUGAUGGUGAUAAUGGAUGGUCAGAGGUUGAGAAGCGGUUUGAUGAUAUUACUGAAGAAACUAAUGGUUUACUUCAUCGUUCUCAAUUUUCCAAAUGCAUAGGGAUGAAAAAGGGGUCUGAGAACUUUGGAGGUGAGCUUUUUGAUGGUAUGUGUAGGAGGAAGCAUAUGGUUCCGGAUUCAAUUGAUAAGGCAGUGAUGAAGGAGUUUUGGGAACAGAUUUCUGAGCCUAAAUUUGAUUCUAGGCUCAAAACAUUCUUUGACAUGAUUGAUAAAAAUGGAGAUGGCAGAAUCACGGAGAAUGAAAUUACAGAGAUUAUUAGCCUUAGCGCCGCUACAAACAACCUCUCAAACAUAAAGAAUCAGGCAAAGGAAUAUGCUGCUUUGAUCAUGGAAGAACUAGACCCUGAUGGCUUAGGAUAUAUCAUGGUAGAACACCUGGAGAUGCUCUUGUUGCAUGGAUCAGAUGAUUCUACAGAAAUAGAGAGUAAGGACCUGAGCCAAAUGCUAGAUAGCAUAAAGCCAAGGUCUAAAUAUGAAGACAGUCCUAUUGGGAAGAGGUGUAUAGAGACAAUUAACUUUCUGCAUGACAAUUGGAAGAGAAAUUGGAUAUUAAUAUUGUGGAUUAGUGUUAUGUGUGCUCUAUUUACAUACAAAUUCAUACAGUAUAGAAGAAAAGCUGCUUAUGAGGUAAUGGGACAUUGUGUGUGCAUGGCUAAAGGUGCAGCUGAGACACUCAAAUUGAACAUGGCUAUUAUCUUGUUACCUGUUUGUCGAAAUACUGUUACAUGGCUUAGGAGUAAGACCAAGCUAGGCAUUGUUGUUCCUUUUAAUGACAACCUCAACUUCCACAAGGUAAUAGCUGUGGCAAUAGCAAUUGGAGUUGGUAUUCAUGCUAUUUAUCAUCUAGCUUGUGACUUUCCUAGCCUUCUUCAUGCAAAUAGUGAAAAGUACAAACUUAUGGAACCAUAUUUUGGAAAACAACCAACAAAUUAUUGGCAUUUUGUGAAAUCAUGGGAAGGAGUAACAGGGAUUAUAAUGGUUGUUUUAAUGACAAUAGCUUUCACAUUGGCUAGUCCUUGGUUCAGGAGAAGUAGGGUGAAGGUGCCCAAACCUGAAAAACUCAAAUGCCUUGAAACCCUUGAUAGUAGAAGAAAAAUAUUUGCUUUCAAUACACUCAAAAUCCUCCAACCCCUUAAUAAUCUAAUUGGUUUCAAUGCCUUUUGGUACUCUCAUCAUCUCUUUGUGUUUGUCUAUGCCCUUUUGAUUGUGCAUGGAAUCAAACUUUACUUUACUAAGGAAUGGUACAAGAAAACGACUUGGAUGUAUUUGGCUAUUCCCAUCAUCAUAUACGCAUUGGAAAGAUUGACGAGACUACUCAGAUCACGUAUCAAGUCUGUGAAAAUAUUAAAGGCUGUUGUUUAUCCUGGAGAUGUGUUGGGACUUCAUAUGUCAAAACCUAAGGGGUUUAAGUACAAAAGUGGACAAUACAUGUUUGUAAAUUGUGCUGAUGUCUCUCCAUUUCAAUGGCAUCCAUUUUCCAUAACCUCUUCCCCAGAAGAUGAUUACCUUAGUGUUCACAUCAAGGACCAAGGUGACUGGACCAAGAGUCUCAUAUCCAAAUUCAAAGAGAGUUGCCGUAAACCAACGGAUGGGCAGAGUGGACUUCUAAGAGUUGAUUGCUCCCCGGUGGAUAACAGCCCAAGUACUCUCCCUAAAGUUAUGAUAGAUGGUCCUUAUGGAGCUCCUGCACAAGACUACAAACAAUAUGAGAUAGUUUUACUUGUUGGCCUAGGAAUUGGGGCUACCCCAAUGAUAAGUAUAGUAAAGGACAUCUUGAAUAAUGUCAAGGCCAAGGAAAAUGAGGAAGGGAACACAAUAGAGGAAGGAACAAGAUCAUCACAAAACAAGAAAACACAUUUGAGUAACUUUAAAACUAGAAAGGCUUAUUUUUAUUGGGUGACUGGGGAACAAGGUUUCUUUGAUUGGUUUAAAGGUGUAAUGAAUGAGGUAUCUGAAGAAGAUCAUUAUGGAGUAAUUGAUAUUCACAAUCACUUGACUAGUAUAUUUGAAGAGGGUGAUUCUCGUUCUACUCUCAUUGCUGCGCUUCAAUCAUUAAACUAUGCUAAAAACGGCAUUGAUAUCGUUGCUGGAACACCCGUUAAGUCUCACUUCGCCAGACCCAAUUGGCGUAGUGUCUACAAGCACGUUGAAGCUAAUCAUCCAAAUAAACGCGUUGGAGUAUUUUACUGUGGUAAUGCUGCACCUGUUGAAGAACUUCGUAAGUUAGCUUCAGAUUACUCUCACAACUCAAAAACAAACACCAAAUUUGAUUUUCACAAAGAGAAUUUCUAGAAAAAAAUGGAUAUGAAUUAUUGAAGACAAGAAGUGACGUUGGACACAAGAUGCUCUUUCAAUUACUGUACUAUUAUAUGGAGAGAUAUGUUUCUGAGCAAGUUUGGUCACAAGCUCAAAUAAAAAGUGAUAAUUUUGGCAUACACGUGAGUGGAAAAGGGUAGGAAAAAAAAAAGAAUUAAAUAAUAGUAUAUAUUAUUAUGUGUGUCUAAAUUAUUUUUAUUUUAAGUUGGUGACCAAGCUAUUGUUGAUUGUUUCUUGGUUGAACAAUUUAGUCGAAUAAUUUCAAGGAAAUAACAUUUUUUUUGGACACAUUUCAAGGAAAUAACAUGGAAUCUCAUUUAUUGGUAA
Trifolium pratense (red clover) is the source of this 3211-nucleotide messenger RNA. Its product is annotated as respiratory burst oxidase homolog protein D-like. Gene Ontology annotation, molecular function: calcium ion binding; NAD(P)H oxidase H2O2-forming activity; peroxidase activity. Gene Ontology annotation, cellular component: plasma membrane. The coding region runs from base 107 to 2860 and encodes 917 amino acids. NCBI's taxonomy places the organism in Eukaryota, Viridiplantae, Streptophyta, Magnoliopsida, Fabales, Fabaceae. The record is from RefSeq and is a predicted model, not a curated record. The transcript has 12 exons.